AUGUCAGAUUCUGGAAAUAGGUCACUUAGUCCGAGAUCGACAUCGGGGCCAACUUCAUCCGAAAGAGGCAGUGAUUCGUUUAGUAAAAAUGGAGGCACCAUCGGUCGCGUUUUGAACUUCUUUAGAAAGAGAAGCCAUGAAGACUCGAAACAAGCGGAGCAACAGCAGAGUGGAAGUAAUACCCAGCAGCUAAGAAGGGCAAACCCCGUUCCUCAGUCCGAGAAAAAAGAUUACAAAGACUGGAAGACGAUGUUGAGCAUUGCCAAUGAGCCCUUAAAUAAUUCCUUUGAAGCAACAAAGAAACGUAGGAUGCUGACUAUUCAGGCACUGAAAACAGCAGCUAUGAAUACUGGCUCUAUUCCCAGGUCAGCCUCUAUUGUGGAGCCAGCGAAUGAAGGGGGUCUCUUUUCCAGCAUUGGCGGAAGUUUGCUCAAUGGCGCUGGCAAUGGUACGGAUGACGUUGGAACUAAUUUUGGGGCAGCUGGGAUUGGUGCAAGUGGAAUGCCUGGAGGCUAUCUUACGUUUUUCAAUGCAAGGCAAGCUCAACGAGAUCUGCUCAAUGACUUAGAGCAAAGAAGAAGAAGCAUUAUUGACAGAGAUGUGCAUUAUUAUGCUAUAGAAACUCCUGAGAGAAUACUUGAAGAACCAACAGAAAAUGAUAAGCUGGACAAGGAUUACGGAGAAUUGGUAGAUAGUGAUCAGCCCGCUUCAAGAUUGAUAUCGCCAAUGGAUGGAGUAUUGGUUCAUCCUCCAAACCAUAUACAUUCUCAACUUCAAACGGAACAUGGCUCUGAAGCUGAAAAUAAUGAUGAUGAAAUACAUAAUAAUGAGAUCGUAAAAGUUGACCAAACACAACAGGGAGAGGGUAACUUACCCUUAAUUAUAGAACACGAAUUUGCACCCUUGUACCGUGAUGUAAAUGGUAACUUGGUGCGGCCACCAUUUAUAAAUCUUGAUCCAAGAGAAAGAUAUCAAUUGCUUCAAUUGAAAAAAUCUGUUGAAGCAUCGGAGUCUUUACAAAACAGAAUCAAAUAUAUGACCAAUCCUUUGGAGACGCAUUCUAAGCGAAUUCCGCAAACGAAUAAGGUCGAAACAUCUACCCAAACUCACGAUUUAAAUUCUUUGUCUAACAGCUUAAACUUUGUACGGAAGAGACGAAUUGAGAGAGAUGUAGUUUCAGAUGAACCAAGAACAAAGAAGACAAAAAACACUAAUGGUUACUUUGUAUGUGACUUUGAUUAUGAAGUUGCCGAAGAGCCACCAAAGAAAAAGAAAUCAAGUAGCAAUUUGCAAGGCUACUUAGGUGAAGUGUCUACUCCUUCAAUUAAAGAUAAGCUUCCAAAGGAAGAAGGUGCAAAGAGUACGUCUCAAAGAUUUGGAUUGGAUGAUCUCUUUUCAGGUAAAAAAUCUAGAGAGGAUGUGAAACUUGAUUCAGAAUACUUGGCAAAUUCUAAAUAUAGAGAAAAGAAAGCAACUGUUGAAAAUGUUGCUCUGGAGAUGCCAAAGUCGCUGCCUUCGCUUUUUACAACAAAGACCCCUCCCGCUUCAUCUUCUGGGACUGCAUCAGCUCCAAUUGAAACCAAAACGCUCUUUGGUGCCUCAAGUAGUACUGGAGGCUCAGCUCCAGCACCUCCCUUGCCAUCUUUCAGCUUUGCAAAAAAAUCAUCUUCUGAAGAACAGGAUGAUCCAAAGCGAAAGCGUUCUUUACGUGAUUUUGAUGAAUCUAGCAAACCUAAACCUACAUUUUCAUUCGGUGCUGCUAGCGAAGCAUCAAAAUCCACGUCUGGUAAUUCUAAACCUGCACUUAAUUUUGGUAGUAAGAGCACUGAGCUAAAGUUUAAUUCCCCCGCCAUUACAUCUGAUGUCAAGGAAGAUCAUAAGAUUUCAGAAGCUGUCCCUCAGAAACAGACUUUCAGUUUUGGGGUUCCUGAUAAGAAAGACGAAACUAAGGUUGAAUUUUCAUUUGGAUCUAAAACCACGGAAAAGAAAGAUGACGUUCCAAAGCUUAAUUUUUCAUUUGGUGCUGCUCCGGGUGAAAGUUCAGAGAAGAAAGAUGAUACAUCUAUACCAAAACCUCUAUUUUCAUUUGGAGCACCUAGUGCUAAUGCGGACAAGAAGACUGAUGUACAAAAUCCUGCAUUCUCUCUAGGGGGAACUACUGCAUCUACAGAAAAGAAGGAUGAUUUGCCAAAACCUUCAUUUUCAUUUCUGGUUGAAGAGAAAAAGGAAGACUCAGUAAAGCCUGCAUUCUCAUUUGGUUUGGAUAAGAAACUGGAAAGUACUAGUACCGACAAGGGUACAUCUCAAUUAAAAGGAGGAGAAAGAGGUGACACCAAAGCAGCAUUUUCUUUUGGUUCUAGCAUAGCUCCCAAGGAAGGUACUUCGAGCCCAAGUCCAAACUUUUCCUUUGGAAGUUCAACUGCUCCAGUAUCGACAGAGAAGAAUAAUGAGACUCCAAAGCCUGCGUUUUCUUUUGGAGAAACAAAGAAUGCACCUACGAAGCCUGCAUUCUCCUUUGGUGCGGAAAGUUCAGCUUCUUCGGUUACUCCAACAUCAUCGGAUAAAAAAAAUGAUAACGUUCCUGUAUUUAAUUUCGGAACUACAGUUAAACCUGCAUCGCCAUUCACAUUCGGAAGUUCCAAUACAGCUCAGAAUACCACAGGGAACAUAUCCACGGAUCAAGCAAGUAAGCCUGCGUUUUCUUUUGGAGCUAAUUCACAACAACAAAAACCAGCUUUGCCUUUAACAACUCCCAAUCAAGUUGGCGCUGGAGUCAAUCCAAAAGCAAGUUCUCAGUCUCCAGCACCAUUUAGCUUUAGUAGUAAUGGACCUGGAGCUUCACCACAAGUAGAAACGCCCAAGCCAAUUUCUACAGCAUUUUCGUUUGGAAAUAAUAUUUCAAAUGGAUCAAAUGGCUUCGGAGGAGGAUCUACAUUUAACGUAUCUACCCCGCUUAAUGACAAAACUUUAGGUGGUGGGCUUGCACAGUCUCUGCAGCAACAACAGAUUCUGCAACCAUUUUCUUUUGGUCAACCCAAUUCAGGGGUAUCAUCAUCUCAACAAUUUGCUUUUGGAACUGGUGCGCCAGUUGGAACCGCGGUAUCUAAUCCAAAUUCAAGAGAAGUUUCCCCUGCGUUUAACUUUCAAAAAAGUGGAGCCUCCUCAUCACCAAAUUUAAAUGUAGGAUUCCAACACCAAACUCCUAUCCAGCCGCUGCUUGUUCCUAAUAUAAACUUUGCGAGCGGAGGAAGCGCGUCAGCUGAUCCAUCAGCCAUAUUUUCAUCUACAACACCACCACCUACCACUGGAACACCUCCACUCGUGAGAGGUGGCCGUAGAAUAGCACUUCCAAGAUCGAGAAGGAGAUAA
Dujonia railenensis is the source of this 3369-nucleotide messenger RNA. NCBI's taxonomy places the organism in Eukaryota, Fungi, Ascomycota, Pichiomycetes, Serinales, Debaryomycetaceae. The record is from the annotation of a GenBank genome assembly.